UCCAGCGCAAUUUGCUACGUGGAGAGUUCCUGGUCUCGUCAGACACUGAUUGUUCUAUCUGUACUGAACAUAUUUACUCAGAGCAACACUGAACCUCCGUUCUUAGCCAAAGCUACUAAUAGUGCAGGAUCUGGCGGAAGUGGUAGACCACGCGAUCGAUCAGGUCACUCCAGGGAUGCAGUCAAUGGCUUCCGCCUCGCAGGAAGAGGACUUUCAAAUCAUAUCGUCUCUGCGCUAUGAUCCUGGGCUUCGAGAUUUGAGCACCAAGAACGCCGCGAACACCAAUUUUCACCCUUCCAGCACGCCAUACUACCUGCUUCCCUACCACCAGGCACGGCUUCGUAAUGCAGCAGAAUGCUUCGGUUGGGAAGAGGCUCUGUCAUUUCUACGCAAAGAUCUCACCCACUUCUCUCAGUACCUUGAUGAUCACAUCUUGGACAAGACGAAACCUUGGCGCAUCCGGAUUGUCAUUGAUCGCACCGGAGCUUGCACUGUCGAGAUCAACCCGACAGCAUCGAUUGACCCAUUGAAUAUGCUUAUUCCCAAUCGAGAUCAUACACAAUCAAGCCUGUGGAAUGUUUAUGUGGAUACAGGGUGUAUAACUCCAUCCUCGUUCACGAGGCACAAGACUACCGCCCGCGAUUUCUACAAUGCUGCACGGGUCAGAGCGGGGAUCAUGUCCCCAUUAGACCAGGCGGAGGUGCUGCUUGUAAACCCCGAGGGUCAAGUUAUGGAAGGGAGCAUCACCACACCCUACUUCCGGCGCAGGCAACCUACAAGUAAGGGCGAGAGCCUAGAAAGUGAUACGGAGCCAGACUGGGUCACGCCUCCCCUCUCGAGUGGUGGUAAUGCAGGCACAACGAGGCAAUAUGCGUUGGGUGAAGGAUUCUGUGCCGAGCAGAUCAUUGAAGCUGCUGACUUAAUCGAUGGCGAAGAGUGUUGGCUCAGUAACGGUGUCCGGGGCUUCAUCCGUGGUAGAAUUGUCUUGAACAGACCCGGUGAUGGCCAAUGCUAGAAUCACACAAUCGUCAAGAUUAUCUCCGUAUGAGCAGAAUGUUUGCAGAGGUGAGACUCAAGUGCUCUGUCCAAGAAACUGCAAACAUUACCGUUUCCAUUCUCCGCUAGAGUGCAGCCAUCCUAGUUAUUCCUUCGAGAGGUCAGUACCUUGGGUCAAGGGAGGCAUCAUAUACAGUUGAAAAGAGGAAGUAAAUGGGUCACAGCGCCAGCGGCUUUCAGUACAG
Molecule: messenger RNA, 1241 nt
Organism: Aspergillus japonicus CBS 114.51
Lineage: Eukaryota; Fungi; Ascomycota; Eurotiomycetes; Eurotiales; Aspergillaceae
Product: aminodeoxychorismate lyase
Exons: 1
Coding region: 185-1015 (276 amino acids)
Molecular function (GO): catalytic activity
Source: RefSeq, a predicted model, not a curated record